This is a messenger RNA of Tachysurus vachellii, 2492 nucleotides long. RefSeq names its product leucine-rich repeat neuronal protein 4. Gene Ontology annotation, molecular function: protein binding. NCBI's taxonomy places the organism in Eukaryota, Metazoa, Chordata, Actinopteri, Siluriformes, Bagridae. The record is from RefSeq and is a predicted model, not a curated record. Bases 382 to 1128 code for a protein of 248 amino acids. The transcript has 2 exons.
CAAAAAUAUAUGGAAUGAGUAAUUGUGUGAUUUCUGACAACAACUUCUGUAACAACUGUGUCACACACACACAUGGAUGUGUUCGAACAUGUCUCGCUUUCUCAGUGAAGGAAAUUCAUUCAGCAAUGCUCAAAGCACUUGGCCCCGGUUACCAGUGCCAAAAAAGGGAGCAGGCAGGGAGAAAGAGUCAUGGAUAAGGAGGAGGAAAACAAGGGUGUUGAGAGGGAGGGGGCACUUCUUGGUUGGGAACAAAAGAGGAUGCAGUGAAACCAGUUCUCUUCAGAGAGGAAUCACCAGCGGAGGAGUGCAAGAGGUUUGGGAGAGAAAAAAAGAUUUGACGCAACCAAACACUAAAAGAAUUUCAUUUUCUAGAGAAUCAAAAUGCAGAACAUUACACUCGUACUGCUGACCUUGCUGGUGGACUUCUUGUUGGCCGCCUCUGUGGAUCCAUUAGCAUCUCGGCCUCCUAUCACAAAAACCCGUAUCCGCUACAUCGGUGUAGACUAUGACGACAGUGAUGAAGAAACCCCCAAACCUAGUUCAAAAGUCCCUGAAAAGGCUGGGGCCACUACCACUCAGUUUAUCCCUCGGGAGUGUGAAUAUGACCCCUGUGUGGUUCCCAAGGUUCCCUGUUCUGUAAUUGCUGCCCAAACUAAGUGCUACUGUCCUGGAAUUAGUGGUCCAGGCGAGCUGCCCUCAGCUCCAGAGAUCAAAGAGCUGAAACAGGGAGCGCAUGGACUGGUUGAGGUCCGUUGGUGUGCACCACAGUCCACAGUCACCUACUACAAAGUCAUCACAGAAGAAGGACACGAGCCACAAAUUUUCAGCAAUACUUCCCGUACUGGUUCGGUGAAUGGAGUAAAGGUUGGGUCACGAGUUUGUGUGGUGGCAGGAAAUAACAUCGGAUUCAGCACUGAAUCAGAAACAUCAUGUGCUCUCUUUGACCCUCAUAAGUCCAGUCAGGGCUUCCAGAUGUCAUGGGUCAUUGCUGGGGCCAUCGGACUUUUGGUGCUUGCAUUGGUGUUGGCUGUGGUGUUGUUGUGGAGAUGGAGGAGGGGUAGGAAGAAUGCGAAUGUGGAUGAAGAGGGACUACGAAAUCCAUCCUACACCACAAAUGAAACACUGUGAUUGGAUGGGAUAAAAUUCAAGUUACUCAAUUAGAGGUGUAAGAGGCCAGAUUUUAGUGAGUAGGCUCUGGGGAAGGCUUCUAGAAGAAUUAUCAAACAUAUGCUCUUAAACAGUGCUCAAAAAAAUGUAUGAGGCAUGGUCAAAGGGAUGGUGGGGAGAGCUUGAGGACAAUACAAACAAAUCAGUACCAAGAAACGAUUUCAAACACCAUGGAUAAGGGUCAAAUUUAAAGCCCUACCAAGGAAGGUUUGAUAGUCCUCAUUUAAGGGUAUGAUUGACAUAGAAGACUUCAGUGUCUAGAGCCAUCAGGUUAGUUAAUACAAGUUGGGAGAAACGGAAAAGACACAGGGGUAGGGAUAGUUUGGGCUCUCUUAACAAUAGCUUAGACCAGUGGUCAAAUCUUUAAUCCACCAAGGAGUAACCCUUAAUUCCACUUCUUAAACCAGUUCAUAUUGGUUCCCAAUCAACUAACAAGUGUACCUCCUAUUUGAUUGGAAUCCAAGUCCUCAGUCAAUGUGUGUGGACAAAUAAGUAGCCUAAACAUCUCAUUUGUUUAAGCUGUUUGAUAUUAAUUCACAAGUAGGUUUGUCAUAUAACUCUCUUGCUAGCUUAAGUAAUCAUGUCAUUAAAGACACACUAUCCCGACUCAAAUAAUGCAUGUUUGUGUGAAGAACAGAACACUGCAGCUCAUAGUCAAAAUGUUGCCCAUGGACUUCUGGUCAAGGUCCCGAUGACAAUGUGCUUGUUUAUUUCCAUUAGUCUUUAUUAAUCUGGGCUGGAGCUUUUAAAUGCAUCCUGAGCAAGUGAGUGAGUUUAUAAUUUGUCCACCCCUACACAGCUUUCCAUGGUUAUCACAUCAACCAUAAGUACAAGUUAAUUGAAACAGCAGGAAAAGUUCUUUGGAGGUGAUGGACAAAUUACAAAGUCCACAGAAACACACUUUUUAAUCACCGUUCCAAGAGACUCCUUUCAUUGGGAAUUGAUGCACUGCAGCCUGACCAUGAAAGAAGCCGAGGGUAAUAUGCCUGUGGAGAUUGGGUCAGGACAUGAAGAACAAAUCAACAUGGACUAUUAAAUUAAAAAAAAAAAUCAAUAGAGCAGCAGAAAAGAGCUGAGAACUGAAAUAACCUAAUGUACCCCUGUGUUAGCAACUGAACACUUAGCAACCCUUCUUACAGCUAGUCAACAUGUUACAUAAGUUUUAGAGGCAUUUUAAAUUAUAGUCUUUUUUUUUUACAGAUUAAUUCCACUAAUGGUGCUGGAACAUCAAGGAAGCCUGGAGCUUCUGUAAAGCUUUAUAGAUUUUUGUAUUCACAUAGAAAUGCUCUUUUUUUUUUUUUGUGAUAAUAAAAUUUUGGAAAUGA